CCGGGGCGCCCCUGCUGUCUCCCGUCCUGCUUCGCCAACGCCGUUUGAGCCUUCCGGUCUUCCGUAGCCAUUCGUCGUUUCGCUUCGCUAGGUUCCUCUGCGGCGUUCCCACGCCUACUCAGCUGGGUCCUUUCUCCGCCCAAGGAAGGGCGCUGUUGGCUUCCACGACAGGGACUGGGCUGUGGUGAUGGCGGCUCAGAAGAUAAACGAGGGGCUGGAGCACCUCGCUAAAGCAGAGAAAUACCUGAAAACUGGUUUUUUAAAGUGGAAGCCAGAUUAUGACAGCGCUGCUUCUGAAUAUGGAAAAGCAGCUGUUGCUUUUAAAAAUGCCAAACAGUUUGAGCAAGCAAAAGACGCCUGCUUGAGAGAAGCUGUUGCCCACGAAAAUAAUAGGGCUCUUUUUCAUGCUGCCAAAGCCUAUGAGCAAGCUGGCAUGAUGUUGAAGGAAAUGCAAAAACUACCAGAGGCUGUUCAGCUGAUCGAGAAAGCCAGCAUGAUGUACCUAGAAAAUGGCACCCCUGACACAGCGGCCAUGGCGUUGGAGAGAGCUGGAAAGCUUAUAGAAAAUGUAGAUCCAGAAAAGGCUGUACAGUUAUAUCAACAGACAGCUAAUGUGUUUGAAAAUGAAGAGCGCUUACGGCAGGCUGUCGAGUUACUAGGAAAAGCCUCAAGACUGCUCGUACGAGGACGCAGGUUUGAUGAGGCAGCACUCUCCAUUCAGAAAGAAAAAAAUAUUUAUAAGGAAAUUGAGAAUUACCCAACGUGUUAUAAGAAAACAAUUGCUCAAGUCUUAGUUCAUCUGCACAGAAAUGACUACGUUGCUGCAGAAAGAUGUGUCCGGGAGAGCUACAGCAUACCAGGCUUCAAUGGCAGUGAGGACUGUGCUGCACUGGAAAAGCUUCUCGAAGGAUAUGACCAACAAGACCAAGAUCAGGUGUCAGAGGUCUGCAACUCACCUCUCUUCAAGUACAUGGAUAAUGACUAUGCUAAGCUGGGCCUGAGUUUGAUGGUUCCUGGAGGGGGAAUCAAGAAGAAAUCACCCGCAACACCACAGGCGAAGCCUGAGGGUGGCGCCACCACAGCUGCUGAUGAAGAGGAAGAUGAAUAUUCAGGAGGACUGUGCUAGUAUUAUGCUUGGGAGAAACAAAAAAGAAUAAGAAAGGGUAAAAUCCUGACAUGCUACUUCGUGGACUUGGAACUUAUUUAAAGAGAUCUGUAGUUUGUUGAGAUCCUGAUCUUGAAUGCUAAUAAAGAAUGAUUUUCAGUAAUCCUUUCCCAAGUCACCCAUUGUAUUCACUACCUGUGAAGCAUUUGUUUUUCUUUCCAUGAUAAGAUUAUUGUAAGACACCAGCAGAAUUAACAGAAAAUGUAGUGUCAUGUUUUAAUACAGUUGGUUUUAAAAUUUGCAAGGCAAAAGGCCAGCAGGUAGUAUGUAGUUAGAGGUGCUGGACUCCCACAUGGCUGACCACGGUUCGAACCCCA
This is a messenger RNA of Tupaia belangeri chinensis (Chinese tree shrew), 1482 nucleotides long. It is a transcript of the gene NAPG, whose product is annotated as NSF attachment protein gamma. Bases 188 to 1126 code for a protein of 312 amino acids. Gene Ontology annotation, molecular function: soluble NSF attachment protein activity; syntaxin binding. Gene Ontology annotation, cellular component: vacuolar membrane; SNARE complex. The transcript has 12 exons. The record is from RefSeq and is a predicted model, not a curated record. Gene Ontology annotation, biological process: intracellular protein transport. Lineage: Eukaryota; Metazoa; Chordata; Mammalia; Scandentia; Tupaiidae.